UUGUUAACCUCAAUUCCUAUAAUAAUUUUUUUCUUGUGUAUCAGUUUUUGUAUUAAAUCUUAUGAUAAACCAUCGAAAGGUAACAAAUCGUGCCGAAAAAACGGAAUUUCUAAAACGACUUAAUAAUAUUUAUGCCCUAAUUGAAGAAUUAGAAAACAACCUUUCCAAAUCUGCUAAAUUAGACAGACAAAUUUUGUUGAUGAUUCGGUUAGAUCAAAUCAGUAAACAAAAUAUGACGAAUCAAUUAAAUGAAGCUCAAACAGAAAAUAAACAACUUUUAGGUAUGAUGCAACUAAGUGAAAAUGGUAGAGAUGUGCCUAGAUCGAAUUCCAGUACUUCAUGUAAUACUAUGAGCUUGGUACAUUUACAAUACAAAUAUGAAGAAUUACUUGCAAACCAGAAUGGUUUAUUAAAAAUACUAGAUAUAAGACAGAACGAAGUACGAAAAUAUCAAACGGAAAAUACUCGAUUAAAAGAAGAAAUAGAAAACGCCAAAUUCAUUUUACAAAAAUACGAAACGGAAUUCAAGAAUUUAUUAGAAAAAAUUAGUAGAUUAAAAAGCCGAAAAAAUAGAAAGAUUGAAAAGUUAAAAGAAGAAAGAGAUACUUUACGACUUGUUCAUAACAGAUUCGUGAGUGUAUUAACCAAACAGUCAUUGGAAAAGGACGAUAUUUUAAGUGAACAAUUACAGAACACUUCAAAUUCCGAGAAAGCGUUAUUGUUACAAGAAGUGCGUAAAAAUAACUACUUAAUGUACGAAAAUUUUCAGUUACAUCAAAAAAUGGAGUAUUUAGAAUCAAAGCUAAAUGUCAAAAGAUCGUCUCGGAAUGACGUUUCGACUUCUGUGUCACGAACGAGCUCAAAUUAACGAGAUAUUUAUUAUCAUUAGGGAUAAAUAUACAUUAUUGUAUUGAUAUCUGGAAAUAAAAAUUGUUAACAGUU
Molecule: messenger RNA, 942 nt
Organism: Diorhabda carinulata
Lineage: Eukaryota; Metazoa; Arthropoda; Insecta; Coleoptera; Chrysomelidae
Product: myosin-3-like
Exons: 6
Coding region: 62-868 (268 amino acids)
Source: RefSeq, a predicted model, not a curated record